Messenger RNA from Plasmodium vivax (malaria parasite P. vivax), 2082 nucleotides. RefSeq lists its product as hypothetical. The coding region runs from base 1 to 2082 and encodes 693 amino acids. The record is from RefSeq and is a predicted model, not a curated record. NCBI's taxonomy places the organism in Eukaryota, Apicomplexa, Aconoidasida, Haemosporida, Plasmodiidae. The transcript has 3 exons.
AUGAGAGACAAUUUGAAAGGCAAGUCCGAAGAGUACCAGAAGCUGCUCCUGUCAGCGUCCAUAAGGAGAGAGGAGAAACAAAAUGAAGAAAACGUCGAGGCGAAAAGGAAACCCUGCGGAAGCAAUGACAGUAAUAAUUUUAUAAUAUACAUGGAAUUUAGGUUCGAAAAUUUAAUCCUUUCUAGGUAUCUCUUUGACAUUAGGGACGAGCUGGGGACGCCGAUCCGGAACAGCGUGCAGAUAACGAGGUUCAUCAUCAUGAGGAGCGAAAACCACAUCAUGGGGACGUGCGUGUCCAACAGAAUCAUCCUCUGCUACCGGAACGAUAAGGAGACGAUGACGAUACUGCGCAGGCUGAAAGAGGAGUUAAAAAGAAGCUAUUCCAUCUGUCUAACGGAGGAGAGUAACGGGGAGGGUAACGGGGAAAGUAACUGCAACGAGAUAGACAAGUGCCUCCUCUCCUACAUCAUCCAGUUUACCCUCGUGUGUAAAUACGUGGAAUGUGGGAAGUGGGUCCACAUAUGGGAUAAUAUGGACACCAUCAUAGAAUCAAAAUUUUGCGGAAAUAAUUCUACCAAAUAUUUUAACUGCAUAGGCUUUAAGUUCCACAUAUUAAAUACCAAUUAUAGGGUAGCUAGCCAAAAAAAAAACUCCAUACAUUUUGUGCAGAUGCAUUUAAAGGUUAUGUUAAGCAUGUAUAAGGUUCUUCCGUUAGUGGAGGAACACAUUUGCGAAAAUAUGUUUGUGUAUUGUCUCCCGCGCUGCUCCAUGAGGGCUACCGUCUUAGAGGUCGUAGACAUUUCUGACGCUAAAGUGGAGGAACGAAAUUUCAACUACAAGGAUUACUGGCUGAACGUACACGGGUAUGUGCUAAACCAAAAUGCUCUCAAAAAAAUUAUAAAGGUGAGACUCUAUAAAGGAAUAUUUAACUACCCACAAGGAGUCCUCCUAAGGGACAACAUAUACAGGUUAAACGUCGCAGUGAAGAAUGACCCUUUUUUUUACGUCUGCCAUUUUUUGAGCACUUUUGAGUUGCUAAAGAGGGCCCAGAUAAAGUUGCUUCGGUUUUCCGAAUGGGAUGAGGCGGGGACAAAUAUCUACGACGAGCUUGCCCUGCCCCAGAAUAGGAAAAGGGUAAAGAAGGAACUGGGGGGUGGCAAUGGGCCUGAUCAGGGGGAUGAUCAGGAUGACUGCGAACUCUCUGCGAAGCUGAAUCGAAUUUGUAGGCACCAAUUUGAGGGCGGAAAAUUCCCUCCACCAAUUUCGCCUCCGCAGCGGCAGCCCCAGUUGCAGCCACCGUCGCAACCGCCGACGAGUAAGGUGCAAAAACGGCACCACAAUCCGUACCAGCUGUAUGGGAACACGUUAACCACCUCGGGGGUGUCGAUCAAUUUGGAUUUUUCCCAAAACAAGAAAAGUGGCGGCAGGGAGGGGGGCUCCGCCAAGGGGGACUUGGACGCCUUCCUGAAGGACUCCGCGCUGGCCUACUACGCCAGAGAAGCCCACCUGCAGCAGCGUGAGCCGCCCCCCAAGCACGACUACUCUUCAAGAAACGCCAACCCCCGCGGCGCAGAUGACCUGGUGCAGAAAACCAAGCAGCAAGGCACCACCGUGGUGCGCACCACGGAUCACCCGAACAGUCAUGCAGAGAAGAAAGGGAUACAGCUGGGGGAGGCCUACACGGUGGGGAAGCCAAACCAAAGCAAUCAAAGCAGCCAAAGCAGCCGAAGCAACCAAUUGGACACAUACCUGCACAACGUUGCAAGGAGUUACCACUCCGUGGAGGGGAGCAAUCGCCACCAUCACGAUCUGCGCGACCACCGCGAACAUAGCGACCACCACCGCCACCACAUGGCAGAGGCUAACGUGUUCGCAAACGCAAACCCGCAAAUCAUCUUUUCCAAAGAUUUCGAGAACUUCCUGGACAACCUGGACGAGGCUGCGCUGUACCAGCCGGAGCCCCUCCCCCCAGUGGAUUUUGACCAUCGGGAGGGGAAGCGGCCCAACUUCCCCCUAACCAGCCCGCCACUCGGCCAAACGGAGGACCGCGCGAAGGUCAAGAAGAGGGGCAAAAUGACGUAG